UGUAAUAUAUUGAUUAAGUAGACGUCAUUUUUUUUAUGUUUAUUGGCUUUGUCCUGUAAAGGUAACAUCAUUUAGUUCUUUGUUACGUACUUCCAUGUUUAUUAAGCUUUACGCUAUUGCACAUGCGUGAGAUUUUUUCUGGAGUUCGGAAAACUGAUCCGCUAAAUGCGAGCCACGCGACUAGCGACUGCUUACGAUAAACUACGUAUACGGUUAUAAAAUAAUAUUAUAUAUUAUAAAGAUUUCUCAAAGGAGAAGAAAUUGUGCGAAAUGUCGGCAACAAACAUCAAUCAACAGAAUACUAAAAUGGCGAAGUCAACCAAGAAACGCCAGGCCGAUGAUACUCACAUGGAGGUGGAAGUAAUUAAUGGUAUACAAGGAAAAGCAAAACAACAUUCAGCUAAUAAAAAAGCUAAGAAUGUGCAGGGUGGAGAGCAAAGAAAGAUAUCAAUACCAAUGCACAGAUAUACACCUUUAAAGGAAAAUUGGUUGAAGAUUUUUACACCCAUUGUUGAACAUCUGAAAUUGCAAAUACGCUUAAAUCUAAAAACUAGAAAUGUUGAAAUUAGAACAUCGCCAGAAACUGUAGAUAUUUCAAAUCUCCAAAAGGCAGCAGAUUUUGUGAAAGCUUUUAUUUGUGGAUUUGAUGUAGAGGAUGCUUUAGCAUUGUUACGUUUGGAUGAUCUUUUCGUGGAAACAUUUGAAAUACAAGAUGUUAGGCAACAGUUAAAAGGUGAUCAUCAGUCUCGAGCGAUUGGAAGAUUAGCAGGUAAAGGUGGGAGAACAAAAUUCACUAUUGAAAAUGUGACAAAGACCAGAAUUGUCUUAGCAGAUAGUAAAAUACACAUUCUCGGUUCUUUCCAAAAUAUACAACUAGCUCGUAGAGCAAUAUGCAAUUUGAUUUUGGGAAGUCCACCUUCCAAAGUUUAUGGACAAUUGAGAAAUAUAGCUAGUAAGAUUGCAACACAGUUUUAAUAGUUAAUUAUAUAUUAUAUUUGUAUUAUAAAUAUACAUACAUAUACAUUUUAUUCUAUAUUCUUCUUAGUUGCAUUGUGUUCUGUACUUGAAAUAAAUAUAAAUAAAUAUAACUCCUAAUUUAAAACAAAAAAAGGAGAAAAUAAAAGUUGAAAGUACAGCAAAUGCAGCUAAAAAGAAUAGCCUUAUAAUUAUAAAAACUAUAUUUAGUAGUAUGUACAUAUACAUUGUGUACACAAUGAUACUGAAUAUUCGCAAAGAAAAAUUUACAAGAAA
Linepithema humile (Argentine ant) is the source of this 1251-nucleotide messenger RNA. RefSeq names its product lethal (1) G0004. NCBI's taxonomy places the organism in Eukaryota, Metazoa, Arthropoda, Insecta, Hymenoptera, Formicidae. The record is from RefSeq and is a predicted model, not a curated record. Gene Ontology annotation, molecular function: RNA binding. Gene Ontology annotation, cellular component: nucleolus.